AGUCUCUCUCGUGCAGUGAAUGAAGGCGGUGGUGUGCCCUGCCCAUCCCGCCCACAACCACCACCACCACCACCCACAACCACCAUCACCACCUCCAUUACCACCACCACCACCUCCUCCCCUUACCCUCAAAACAUGACCUAAGCGUACCUUGAAUACGGCGCAAUGUACCGCGAAUUGUACCUCGCCCUGCCCACCUGAGUGUACCCGCGUGUACCUGGGCGUAGCUGAGUAUACCUGGUUACCUGUGUACCGCUUGUGUACCGUCAGUUUGUGAGGUACCGAUUCAGAAGGCUGUUUCAGUGUUAUGGUGUGGUGUGGUGUGAGGAUGUUGGUGUUACUGGUGUGGUGCAACAGUGUGACAUGUUGGCAGUGGUGCUGUAAGUGUUAAUGCCAAGUCCCGUCUCAGCAUGGUGUGGUAGAGGCGUGGCAUGCCGGGCCGCGCCGCCACAGCUGCGGUGGUGGAGGGUCGGCCUGAUGGGGGCGCAGGAUGAAGCCGACACAUAUGGCUUCACGCCAUCCCGGCAGCCCCCUGGGCCCCCGCCGCUGGUCCAGCAGCCACAGUCUGCCAGCUACCUUUCCUCCCCCCCCCCUUCCCGCCCCACUGGCCAUGCUGCCCCCCGGCCCCAGACCUACCGCAGCCUGAGGGGCAUCCUGACCAAGGCCCACCCCUGAGGACACCCCUCGACGUGGCGGCUCCGUAAGGGACUAUCAGGACACCGGCCCCCGCACCCAAAGGGACUACCAGGAUGGGCCCCGCUUGGCCCAGCAGGACCAAUACCCCGAGCCUCCGCCCACAUGAGCCUCCAGGGACUACCACUACGACCAUACUGGCCCCAGGGACUACCACAAGGCCCUCCCGGGGUGCCAGGGACUACCAGGGGGUGGCUAGGGAUGCAAGGGUGCUGGACUCCCCCCGGGGCACCAAAGAGUACCUGGACAGCACCAGGGGAAGGGGUGGAGUACCCUUCGGCUCCCAGGGACGGCAGUUUUAGCCCCUCCAAGGCUGCCCGCAGCUACCAGGACCUGGCCCGCCCCUCGGGGGAGUACCAGAACAUUUCCCGUGCUACCAGGGCUUACCAGGACACUGCCACAACCCCCCGGGGUGCCAAGGAUCUGGAGGGCAUUCCCAGGGCUGCCUCUAGGGACUACAGCAAGAACGUGCCACGGCCCCGGUCCAUCCGCACCCACCAGGCAGCCUUCAGGGACGCUCCUCUGCCAGGGAGUACCAAGACCGGCCCCGCUCCUCCUCCACCAGGGGCUACCAGGACAACCACCGGGGCACCAGGGACUCCUCCCGGGGCAGCACCAGGGAGUACCCUGAGUCUACUCGCAGCGGACUACCAGGAUCUGGCCCGGGGCACCACCAGAGACUGCCAGGACUCCACCAGAAGUAGCAGGACCUACCAGGACAGCACCAGGGCCACUAGGAGUUACCAGGAUGGCCCCCACCUCACCAGGGACCACCAGGGGUCAGGCAGGGUCACCAAGGGCUACCAGAGCAUGCCCAGAUCCACCAGAGAAUACCAGGACACUAGGACUACCAGGCCACCAGGAGCUCAAGGUCAGACUCCCUACAAGCCCUGA
This is a messenger RNA of Scylla paramamosain (green mud crab), 1587 nucleotides long. Its product is annotated as collagen, type I, alpha 1b-like. Bases 799 to 1587 code for a protein of 262 amino acids. The record is from RefSeq and is a predicted model, not a curated record. NCBI's taxonomy places the organism in Eukaryota, Metazoa, Arthropoda, Malacostraca, Decapoda, Portunidae. The transcript is spliced from 4 exons.